Molecule: messenger RNA, 2031 nt
Organism: Apiotrichum porosum
Lineage: Eukaryota; Fungi; Basidiomycota; Tremellomycetes; Trichosporonales; Trichosporonaceae
Exons: 2
Coding region: 1-2031 (676 amino acids)
Molecular function (GO): FAD binding
Source: RefSeq, a predicted model, not a curated record
AUGGUUCAGGGGCCUCGUCACAUCGAGAGCUCUUGCGAUGUUCUCAUCGUGGGUGCCGGACCUGCUGGUCUGAUGGCUGCCCGUAUGCUCUCCGAGUUUGUUCGCCAGGACCCCAGCCUCAAGGUCCGCAUCAUCGACAAGCGCUCGACCAAGGUCUACAACGGCCAGGCCGACGGUCUCCAGUGCCGUACCCUCGAAUCGUUCAAGAAUCUUGGUCUCGCCGACCAGAUUGUCGCCGAGGCCAAUGACAUGUGCACUAUUGCCCUCUACAACCCGGACGAGAACGGCCACAUCCGCCGUACCGACCGCAUCCCCGACACCCUCCCUGGCAUCUCGCGCUACCACCAGUGUGUGCUGCACCAAGGCCGCAUCGAGCGUCACUUCCUCGACUCGAUCGCCGAGGUCUCAGACACCCGCAUCAAGGUCGAGCGUCCUGUCCAGCCCCAGAAGCUCGAGCUUGACGAGUCCAAGGCCGAGGACAACUCCGCAUACCCCGUCAAGAUUGAGCUCCGCUACAUGCGCGAGGACGAGUCGGUCCCGCUCCAGUUUGGCCACAAGGUCGAGAACGGCCUGUUCCGCUCCAACCUCCAGACGCAGGAGGAGGAGGACUCGCACUAUGCUCUUCCCGAGGGAAUGGAGCCUGACAUGGUCGAGACUGUCCACGCCAAGUACGUUAUUGGCUGUGACGGUGGCCACUCGUGGGUCCGCCGUACUCUGGGCUUCAACAUGAUCGGCGAACAGACCGACUACAUCUGGGGUGUGCUUGACGCUGUCCCGGCCUCCAACUUCCCAGACAUUCGCUCGCGCUGCGCCAUCCACUCUGCUGACUCUGGUUCGAUCAUGAUCAUCCCGCGCGAGGACGGUCUUGUGCGCUUCUACGUCCAGCUCCAGGCGCGCGCCAAGCAGGGCGAGCGCGUCGACCGCACCGCCUUUACACCCGAGGUCGUGAUUGAGAACGCCAAGAAGAUCUUCCACCCUUACUCGUUCGACGUCAGCCGCCUCGACUGGUUCACCGCCUACCACAUUGGCCAGCGUGUGACGGACAAGUUCUCCAAGAACGAGCGCAUCUUCAUUGCCGGCGACGCGUGCCACACCCACUCGCCCAAGGCGGGCCAGGGCAUGAACACGUCGAUGAUGGACACUUACAACCUCUGCUGGAAGCUCGGACUUGUGCUCACCGGCCGCGCCGAACGCUCCAUCCUCAAGACGUACGAGUCGGAGCGCCAGCCGUUCGCGCAGGCCCUCAUCGACUUUGACCACCAGUUCUCGCGUCUCUUCUCGGGCCGUCCUGCCAAGGACGUUGCCGACGAGAUGGGUGUGUCAAUGGACGCGUUCAAGGAGGCGUUCGUCAAGGGCAACAAGUUUGCCUCGGGCACUGCCAUCUGCUACGACGCAUCCCCCAUCGUCGCCAAGGGCGACAAGGGCUGCGCCAUCACGUCCACCCCGUCGCUCGCCAAGAACAUCGAGGUCGGCACCCGCUUCGAGUCCAGGCAGGUCGUGCGCCACUCGGAGGGUCUCCCCAUCGAGCUCGGCGACCUGCUCUACAUGAACGGCGCGUUCCGUCUCAUCCUCUUUGCCGGAAACGCCGCCGACUGCACCCAGAUGGCCCGCAUCCAGAAGUUUGCCGCGUACCUCGACUCGGCCAACUCGGUCAUCUCAAAGUACACGCCCGCCGGCCAGCACCGCAACGCCACCAUUGAGACCAUCACUGUGCACUCGAACACGCGCGAAGAGGUCGAGAUGCACGAUUUCCCCGCCCCCUCCCUGUUCCCCAAGUACGACUAUGACAAGAUCUACGCCGACUGCGAGUCGUGGCACAAGGGCCACGCCCACGCCUACGACCACUACGGCAUCGACCGCCAGAAGGGCUGUGUCGUCGUCGUCCGCCCCGACGGAUACGUCGCUGCCGUCCUUGACCUCGAGGACACGGACAAGCUCGACGCCUACUUUGGCCAGUUUAUGGUGGCGCCCAAGAACGCCGUCGGCGCAAACCAGGACCCAGACUGGACGUUCAAGACCCAGCGCGCUUAA